AUUGAAAACCCUACUUUUAAAAUCUUUUGAGAACCCUAUUUCGCGAACCAGUCCCAACCGAACCCUAGUCUCGCUCAAAAAUCUUAUCCAAGGUCCAAUUACCUUCUCGGGUUGGUUCCCAAGCCCAAACCUCUCUCCCUCUCUCUGCAAAACCCAAGAUCUCACUCCUUCCAGCCCUGAAGCUCGGUUUCCGGGCUUCCGCUUCCAACGCCGUCGUUAGUUUCACCCUCUAAAACCUGUAUCUUUGUCUUCCAGGUGUUAGGCAUGAUGGUUGGUACCCUCGAAGAAGACCAAGUGGUGAUUCCUCAUAUUAAAGCUGAUCCAGUUUUUGGUGCUGAUUCUCAGCCCAGCAAUGAUCUAGCAGAGUCUGAAACACUGCUAGAUAGUAGUGUGGAAAAGUCUGAUUGUGUGCCGAACAAAGAUCUGUCCAAUUUGGAAACACAGCCUCACAAGGAACUUACUGCUUCUGAAACACUGGCUACUAAUGAUGAAGCAGUGGCAUUGCCCAAUCAACAUUUGGGCAACUCUGAAGAACCUGUGAUUGACCAUUCUAACAAUGGUGAGGCCUCACAUAACAGUCAGACAGUUAACUCUGGGGUGCCACCAACCAACGCCGACUCUGAAGUUUUAUUUGACUGUCAGUUGGUUAAUUCUGAAGCACGAGCAGCGCUUGAUAAGAAGGCUUCACAAUGCAGUAACCAGCAGGUGCAUACUGAGGCAUUGCUAAACCAUAAUGUGGGUAAUUCUGAAACAUAUACUAGUAAUAGUAAUGGUGAGCUUGUAUAUGAAAUACAGCACAGUGAUGAGGUGGUUAUGUCUGAAACAGUGCUAGGCCAGGAGGGGAUCAUGUCCGAGACUCGGCAAAGCAAUGACGUGAUCAUGUUUGAGACACAGUUCAACAAUGAUGCCAACAUGCCUAAAAUCCAGACAGGCAAUGAUGUGGUCAUGUUGGAAGCUCUGCCUGAAAAUGAGUUGGCUUCUGCAGCAGAUCCAAACAAUCAGCCUUCCCAUUCUGAAACUAGUCAUGAUAAUCAGUUCACGAAUCUCCAUAUGAUUCCUGAAGAUCAGCUGCCUCAACCUGAAUCGCUGCCCCACUCAGAACUGCUACCCAAUUCUGAGCCACUGGUAGAUGAUCAUCUCACAGACAUCAAAGUAUUAUAUCACAAUCAUCUGACCCAUUAUGAAACACUGCCUAACAAUCAUUCUAACCAUUCUGAGGAUUUAUCCCACCAUCAACUAUCUAACAAUGAAGUAUUCUCCCAUGAUCAGCUGAUCAAUUCCCAAAUGCUGUCUCAUUAUGAGCUGGAAAAUAGUGAAGCAAUGCACCACAAUCAGUUAGUCAAUUCUCAAGAAAACUAUGACAUAGCCAUUUCUGAUGCCAUACCCAGCUACGAGAUAAUAAGUGCCGAGACACCACUGAACAGCGAGGUUUAUAUCUCAGAAACCCAACCUACUAAGCGGAGGAAAAAAAAGUCUGUAGUCUGGGAGCACUUCACAAUAGAAACAGUAAGUCCUGGGUGUAGAAGGGCACGGUGCAAGCAAUGUGCUCAAACUUUUGCGUAUAGUACAGGUUCAAAAGUUGCUGGCACCAGCCAUCUCAAACGCCACAUUGCCAAGGGGACCUGCUCAGCUCUUUUACGCAACCAUGACCCUAAUCAAUUGGCCCCAUAUACUGUACGAAAUAGGGGAAGUGGGGCUGGAAAUGCUAGCAGUACACCUAAAAAGCGAUAUAGAUCGCCCAGUACCCCUUAUGUCGCUUUUGAUCAGGACAGAUGCCGCCAUGAAAUUGCUAGAAUGAUUAUUAUGCAUGAUUACCCUCUUCACAUGGUUGAGCAUCCGGGAUUUGUUGCAUUUGUUCAAAAUCUGCAGCCACAGUUCAACAUGGUGACCUUUAACUCUAUUCAAGGAGAUUGUGUUGCAACUUUUCUUCUUGAAAAGAAUCAUCUUUUGAAGUAUAUUGUGGGGUUACCUGGACGUGUUUGUUUGACACUGGACAUCUGGACAUCAAGUCAAUCAUUAGGUUAUGUAUUUAUCACAGGACAUUUUGUGGAUCAUGAUUGGAAGUUGCAAAGGCGAAUUCUCAAUGUUGUAUUGGAACCAUAUCCUUAUUCAGAUUCGGCACUUACCCAUGCUGUUGCUGUUUGCCUUUCUGAGUGGGAUUUGGAGGGUAGGCUAUUUUCUGUCACUUGUAAUCAGGCUCUGAGUAAUGUUGCCCUUGAAAAUCUCAGACCAUUACUCUCUGUGAAGAAUCCACACAUCCUCAAUGGUCAGUUACUAGUUGGUAAUUGCAUUGCUCAGACUUUAAGUAGUGUUGCAAAUGACUUGUUGGGUUCGGCUCAAGACUUGAUCAGUAAAAUCCGUGAUAGUGUUAAGUAUGUGAAGACCUCCGAGUCACACGAGGAAAAAUUCUUGGAGCUGAAACAGCAUCUUCAGGUUCCUAGCGAAAGGAGCCUUUUUAUUGAUGACCAAAUUCAUUGGAAUACAUCAUAUCAAAUGCUUGUGGCAGCUUCUGAGCUAAAGGAAGUAUUUUCUUGUUUGGACACUUCUGAUCCCGACUACAAGGGAGCGCCAUCAAUGCAGGACUGGAAGCUGGUUGAAACCCUCUGUAGCUACCUGAAGCCCCUUUUUGAUGCAGCAAACAUUCUUACUGCAACAACUCAUCCCACUGUUAUCACCCUUUUUCAAGAAGUUUGGAAAUUGCAAUUAGACGCAGCUCGUGCAGUUACGAGUGAAGAUCCCUUCAUUAGCAGCCUUAAUAAAAUUAUGCAUGAAAAGAUUGAUAUUUACUGGAGAGAGUGUAGUCUGGUUUUGGCGCUUGCAGUAGUUUUGGAUCCCCGUUUUAAGAUGAAGCUUGUUGAGUUCAGUUUCACAAAAAUUUAUGGCGAUGAUGCUCAUUUAUAUAUCAAGACUGUGGAAGAUGGAAUUCAUGAGAUGUUUCAUGAGUAUGUAGCCCUUCCAUUGCCACUAACACCUGCUUAUGCUGAAGUUGGAAGUUCGGGAAACCGUAGUAGGAUGGAGGAAUACCCAGGAGAUGCUGUGUUGUCUGAUAAUGGUCUAACAGAUUUCGAUGCGUACAUCAUGGAAACUACUAGCCAACAGACGAAGUCUGAGCUAGAUCAGUACCUUGAAGAAUCAUUGUUACCGCGUGUUCCAGACUUUGAUGUAUUAGGUUGGUGGAAGCUAAACAAACUCAAGUACCCUACUCUUUCCAAGAUGGCCCGGGAUAUAUUAUCUGUUCCGGUUUGUACUGUUGCUCCCGAUUCUGUGUUUUAUUCAAAAAGCAAAGAGAUGGAUCAUUAUCGGAGUUCCUUGAGGCCAGAGACAGUAGAGGCAAUUGUAUGUUCUAAGGACUGGAUGCAGUAUGGAACAGCUGAAGCUUCUAAUGCGCUUGUGAAAAUGGUAUUCUAGUAUUCUAGAGUUUUUUAGGUUAUACCCCGUACUAUAUGUAGUAUCUGGUGACAUUUUUAUCAGAGUUCAUAAUUCUACAUUGUUAAAUGUUAAUUUGGAUAAUUGGAUGCAAAUACGCAGUUUCUAGCAUAGCUUCAGUUUUAGACUAUAACUCUAGUGACUGCCCAUUUGGUUAAUACAUGUAUCUAUAAUUUUAGUCUCUUAAGUUGUAGUAAUAAUUUCUUCCUUCGUA
Vigna radiata var. radiata (mung bean) is the source of this 3640-nucleotide messenger RNA. RefSeq names its product zinc finger BED domain-containing protein DAYSLEEPER-like. The transcript is spliced from 2 exons. The record is from RefSeq and is a predicted model, not a curated record. NCBI's taxonomy places the organism in Eukaryota, Viridiplantae, Streptophyta, Magnoliopsida, Fabales, Fabaceae. Bases 265 to 3408 code for a protein of 1047 amino acids. Gene Ontology annotation, molecular function: protein dimerization activity; DNA binding.